Messenger RNA from Thecamonas trahens ATCC 50062, 4490 nucleotides. RefSeq lists its product as uncharacterized. NCBI's taxonomy places the organism in Eukaryota, Apusomonadida, Apusomonadidae. The transcript is spliced from 2 exons. The coding region runs from base 1 to 4422 and encodes 1473 amino acids. Gene Ontology annotation, molecular function: protein binding. The record is from RefSeq and is a predicted model, not a curated record.
AUGAUGUACGCCUCGGGAACUGACUCCACUUUUGCCAACACUGAUGGGACGCCGGCCGAUUUCAGCGAUUGGCCGCCCGGCGAGCCGUCAGACUCGGCAGCCUUUGCGACAUCGGUCAACUCGCGCGAUUCCGCCGAUGUCUUUGUCGAGCGCGAUCCAGGCACGAAGCUCGCGUACGUUUGUAGCGGGCCAAUGUGUGACCCUUCAUGCUGGACGUGCGGGGCAAACAGCAGUGAUUGCACCGAAUGCAUGAUCGGGCGAGUGGGCCCACCAGCGUGCACCGUCGACACCAGCUUUUGCCCCGCGCUCGCGUCGCCGACCUCGGGAUCGAUCUCGUGCACCAACAGCGGUGCCAUUGGAUCGGUAUGCACCCUCAGCUGCGACGCUGGAUACGAGUUCCAGGGCUCGCCUACGCGGACGUGCAUGGCGCACCCGCGAUGGGACGGCGGGACGCCGUACUGGUCCGGCGUCGAGGCCGCGUGCCUCUCUCCGAUCGACGUGUCGGACGACCGCAUCAACAUCUACACCAACCUCUUUGGCGGCCGCGUCUACAGUCACGUUCACACCUCGCGCACAUGGUCGGAUGCCCAGGCAAACUGCGAGGGCGAGGGCCUCCGUCUCGUCUCGCUCGAGAGCUACGACGAGGCUGUCUUUGUCUCGCAGCUGCUCGAUGGCGAUUGCUGGGUGGGCAUGACCAAGGAUCCGGCGUACGACGCCACCCUUCUCUACGACCACGAGGAUGAGUUCCGGUUCUUCUGGCUCGGCAACGUCACGUCACAGGUUCUCCGGCACACCAAGGUUCUCAACGAGCCGUUUGUCACGCUCGACGAUACCACCGGCGAGUACAACGAUCUUGAGCUCGAGGACGAAUCGGGCGGAACGCGGUUUUAUAUCUGCGAGGGGCCCAAGUGUCCAGGCAACUGCCGUCGGUGUACCGGUCCAGCGGCAGCGCCGGUCUGCACCGAGUGUAUGGCCGGCUGGGGCUUGGUGCCUGAUUGCAACGUUCGCCUCCUGGACGUGUGUGAUGCGGUCGAGGCGCCGGCAAAUGGGCGCAUCGUCUCGUAUUCGAACGAGCUCGGCGGCGAUGCUGUUGUGGCUUGCAACGCGGGGUACUACCUAGCCGGCUCGGCGCGACGGACGUGCACCGAGUUUGCCGAGCUCGGCGAAGUCUUCACUGGUGAUAGCGAAGACACGCACGAGCUGGGCGACGGCACCGUCCUCAAUGUCAACUCGCUCUGGCUUGGGGCCAACAUGUCCGCCGUCGAGGUUGACAUCGAUCCCAUCGCUCGGUACUCGAGCCUCAAGCUGCGGUUCCGCUGGCGGAGCCCGUCGCCGGUAGCACCGGUGAACGUUCGUAUCUACGCCCACGCAUCGAACAACCGGACGCCGCGGCUCUCAACGUCGGACCCGUUUGACAUCUCAUCACGACCGCGAACCUCGCUGUUUAUCCCAUGGACCAUGCCGACAGAGUCGGCCGAGGGCACCGCGUACACGCCUGAGCUUAUGCCGCUCCUCCACCACCUCUACACGCUCACUGAUCCGCCGCAGAUGGACCACAAAGUUGUGUUCAUCAUCGUCGGCCUCGGCGACCCGCACACCGACAACGUUAAUCAAGUGUACUCAUCGAUCACCGUUUUUCGCGAUGGCUACCCGCUGGCAUGGUCUGGCGUUCAGCCGACGUGCGUCGCCUUUAGCAGCGAGGGUGAUUGCAGCACUGGACAGCGGUUCGGUACCUCGUGUUACGCUGCCGAUCUAGACAAUCUCUACACGUAUGCAGAGGCUACCGAGUUUUGCCUGGGCCUACCGACACCGGGCUACCCCGUGGUGCCCAACAGCGCCGAAGAGUUUGCCCACAUCCAGAAUGAGGUUGUCCACCUGGGCAUAGCGACCAAGAACACAUGGUUGGGCAUUUUGCGACCGGCGUACUACGCCAAGUUUGUGACGGUGGACCGUGGCAUUACGCUGCAAGACCAGUUUACAUUGUGGCGGCCGGGCAGCACCCAGCCGAACGAGCCGAUUAGGCAGAAUGGCCUCGAGUUCAACACCGAGCCGUCGUACUUUCCGUCCGAGGCCUGGCAAUGGCAGGACCGCGAGACAAGCUCCCCGCGACAUGUGGUGUGCGAGCUGCCACUCUGCGUCUUUCCGUGCGUCACCUGCGUCAACAACCACACCGAGUGCGCGAGUUGCGCACCGGGGCGCGCGAUUCCACCCGAUUGCACGCUCACGCCGCCUGGCGCACCGGACGCACUCGGCCUCAUUCGUGCGACCAAGACGACGCUGCUUCUCUCGUGGCUUGCGCCGCCAUAUAUCCAUCCUGACGAGGGCCUGCUCUCAUACCGCAUCCUGCUCGACGGGGUGCCGGCGACAGAUCCAGAGACCGGUGACGCGGUUGUUGUUGCCGGCACCGAGCACACAUUGCGAGGCCUCACGCCCACGACCCGCUUUGCGGUGGCGGUCCAGGCGGUCGGACUUGCCGGCGCUGGUGGAGUUACGCCGGCACAGAUCAUGGCGACGCUGAUGCAGUGUGAGCCCGGGUAUGCCGGCGAUGCCGAGGGCGCAUGCACGCCGUGUACGCCGGGCUCGUACUCGCCGACCGGCGACGGGUGCAAUGUCUGCCCGAUCUUUACUACGUCUGUCUCGCAGGCGACGAACGUAUCGGACUGCCACUGCGUGCCGUCAUACUUCAACACGGCAGUCAAGAGUAGCGUGCCGUCAUGCGUGGCGUGCCCGCCGGGCGGUGUGUGUUCUGGAGGCAACGCACCGCCCGAGGCCGGACCGGGCUUCUUCCCAGGCUCGGAUCCAAGCGUUUUCAUUUCGUGUCCCAACAGCCAGGCAUGCACCGGAUCCGGGCGGUGCGCGGUCGGGUACGGUGGGCGGUUGUGUGCGUCAUGCGUCUCGGGUUACUACCAGCUCGGAUCCAAGUGUCAUAAGUGCUCACCGCUGGGCUCGCUCCUUGUUGUGGUGUUUGUGGCGGUCGCCUUUGGGGGCGUCAGCUUCCUGGUCUGGUUCAACACACAGUCUCGAUCGCUGUACAAGUACGCGGCGCUCAUCAUCGGGCUCACCUCGCUGCAAAUCUCUGCCAUGUACGGUGAGCUGCCACUGGCGUGGCCCGAGUACGCGCGGGCGGUUUUUGACGUGCUCUCGUUUGCCAAUCUCAACAUCGAGCUCACGUCGCCCGAGUGCGGGCUCGGCGCUUCACACGUUUACCGGUUCAAGUACGUGCUCACCAUGCUCGGCCCUGUCCUGCUCCUCAUUCCGUUCUGUGUCAUCUACGGCAUCAACUGGGCGUAUGGACGCUGGGUCGAUGCGCACGGCGAGGCUUAUCUCCGCAACCACCCGGGAGCUAUGGAUGUGCUGCCUGCUGCGGCGUCACGCCGGGCGCGGUGGACGCGGCGCAAGGCGCGUUUCCGGACCGAGAUAUUGGUCCGUGGGCGCGGGAUGCUAGCGGUGAUGGUGCGAGCGUACUUUCAGCUCGUCACCAUUCUCUUUCUUCCGCUCGCAUCUGUGGCGCUGUCGUACUUUGACUGCGCGCGCGACCGUGACGGGCGGCUAAGCCACGUGCCGUCGCCGAGCGACGAGUGCUUUUCGGGCGGCCACGCGGCAUGGAUACCGUUUGCAGUCUUCUUCACCACUGCAUACUGCGUUGUCUUGCCCUCAGCGAUCAUUUUCCUCCUCGUCAACCGGCGCAAGGUGCUCGGUCCGAUUGAGUUUGCGCUGCGGUACGGGUUCCUCGUCGCGCGCUUCCGUGAGCAAGCGUACUACUUUGAGGUUGCGGUGAUGGCGCGCAAGCUUGGAGUCGUUUUCGCGAUGACUUCGUCGUACGCAGUGUCAAAUCCGUACAACAAGGCGUUCUACGCGGUUGCCGUCCUCGCGGCGUCUGGAGCACACGUUGCGUUUGUCAAGCCGUACUUUGACGUCUUCCACAACGCCCUUGCUGUCUUUUGCAUCGCCUCGUCGACGCUUGUCCUCUACUUUGGCUCGUCACUCACGGUCUCGCCGCGAGUCCGCAACGUCGGCAUCGUGUUCUCGCUCGGAUCCAAUCUUCUGGCCAUUAUUGGCGGCUCGAUCUACGACACCUACCGCUGGCUGGCUAUGGCCAAGGAGGUGGACGACCAGUUUGCGGCAGUUGGCGAGUCGGCCGACGAGUCAUUCGACAUCGGCGAGUCGCAGUUUGGCACUGUCGGCGACUGCUCACUCCGCAACGAAGUGCAGAUGGACGAGUUCUCAUCUGCUCAUCCGCAGUUGGUCCACGUCUCGUCAGGCAACUCGCCUCCUGACUCGAUGGUCGACUCGGGGCCUGAACUUGUCUCGUUUGACUCGCGUACUGCGCAGACAUCGCUCAACGGCACAGUCGGUGACGAUGUUGUGUCUAGCUUUGCCGUGCCGCCGCCGCCGCCGCCUGCACUCGACACGCUCGAGUGAGGACGAUGUGGUAGGCAAUAGGGCCGCAAUGGCGAGCUGGAGAAAGAUUGAAGGAGAAGUGGAGGACA